AAUAAGCACAGAGCAGUGUCCUAGUUAUGUCUGUUGUAACUAUGAUAUAUAUAAAAAAAAUAUUUGAAUUAUUUGAAAAUCAUGCAUACUCAGGGUGUAACACUGCUACAGGAGAAGUGGGUAUACUCUGUAUAUCAGCAUAUACCCUACAGUACAGCACUGCUCUGAUGAUCAUUAUUCACUGCAAACAUCUGAGGAAAUAAACUACUAUGACCACAACCUCAACGCACAUGCUCAAUGAAUCGUGUAAAUGCCAAGAGCUGUAGACUUCACUGAGCAACACUGAAGCCUUUCUCAUCACAGUCGUAAAGUGAAACUGAAAUGCUUCUCGUGUUUGUUUUCUUCUGCUGUUUGGUUGGUGUGUUUGGUGAUGAAGUGAAGUCAGUGUCAGUGAUGGAGGGAGAUUCUCUAACUCUACACGCUGAUAUUACUGAUAUACAGAGCGCUCAUUUGAUAGUGUGGAGUUUUGGACCUCAAAAGACUCACAUAGCUACAAUCAAUAUAGCAGCUAAUUCAGUCUCAAUAAAUGCUGAUGUUCAUGAUGGGAGAUUCAGAGACAGACUGCAGGUGAAUAAUCAGACUGGAGAUCUCACCAUCACAAACAUCACAACUCAACACACUGGACUUUAUCAAAUAACCAUCAACAGAAAUCAGAAGCCAGAAUCUUACAGAUUCAAUGUUACUGUCUAUGAUCAGAUUCAGUUAUUCAUUCCAGGACUCACCUCAGGUCAUAAAGUUGUGAUCUGUUGUGCUGCUGUUGGAUCUCUGAUGAUUGUCGCUUCAGUUGUGAUCUUCUGGAUCUACAGAAAACACAAAAACACAGAAGCAACAGUUCAGAGCGGUGGAGAGGAGGUCACGUACGCAAAUAUACAUUCUGUAAAAGACAAACACAUAAACAGAUAGCUCCAGUGGAUGACGCGGUGGUGUAUCCAGGUGUCAAUAAAAGACCAUGAUCAAACUUCUUGUAUGGAUUUUUCAACAGUUUAUUGUCAUAUCUGUUUCAAUGGCUAUUUCAUUUCAAGAGUUCAGAUGCAAAAUCCUCUAAGUGCAUCAGUCAUGUUUUUAUAACCCAGAACGCAGACAAAUCCAGGGCGGAUCCACACCAGAGCUGCUGACUUCGGCACAGAUCCAGCCCAGAGUCUGCUUACAUUUAGGUUCAGUAAUUUCACUUUAAUGCCAAUGAAAAUUGUAUUAUUCAGUCAAUGAAAUUACUUAUUUCACAAAUGUCACUAGUCAUUUUAUCAGUAGUUAACAAGUUUGAUUGUCUUUCACUUCAAAACCCUCUAAGUACAUGCAAAAGUCUCAUGUCACUCUUCACUCUUCCAAUAUUCUAAUAUAUUCAGUAAACCUCCUUUAACCAGGUUUAAAACUUUUGCACCUUUAUGUACGCGUGUCGUCAUUCAUCCGAUUCGCCUAACAUGCUUUUUUUUACUUUAACAGACUCUGCUAACAAAGAGGUAUUUCUAAAUUUGCAUCUGAACUCUUCAUUUAAAACACAGAUAUAUUCACUCUCUCUGUGAUUUUGCCACAGUGAAUGAUACUGCACUGUAAAAAAAACUUUUUAAUUUUAUUUAAUGUUAAUACAUCAUUUUAAUGAAAGAUGAUUAAACUGUAAAAUAUUAUCAGAAUAUCAGUGAUUAAAACACCAGAGAGUGUGGGUACGACCAACGAGUCAUAGUUUUAUUUCUAGAAUGCAUCUGACACAUGAACAACUUUACAGUAUUUCUAGGUUAAAGUCAAACCUGAUGUGGAAAUAAAUGUGGUUUUGUUCUGUUUAUGAACAUGAGUGUGUUGUGGUUGAUACAGUAUACGUCUCUGUGUGUAUGUCAGAAGUGAACAGUAUGUGGCUUUUAUCUGCCUGGCUUGGGCUUAUAUUUAACAAUCAUAUUUUAUACAAAUCAGCUU
Paramisgurnus dabryanus is the source of this 1905-nucleotide messenger RNA. NCBI's taxonomy places the organism in Eukaryota, Metazoa, Chordata, Actinopteri, Cypriniformes, Cobitidae. The record is from RefSeq and is a predicted model, not a curated record.